Molecule: messenger RNA, 6569 nt
Organism: Vombatus ursinus (common wombat)
Lineage: Eukaryota; Metazoa; Chordata; Mammalia; Diprotodontia; Vombatidae
Product: zinc finger protein 883-like
Exons: 6
Coding region: 2455-4647 (730 amino acids)
Biological process (GO): regulation of DNA-templated transcription
Source: RefSeq, a predicted model, not a curated record
GUCUGUGAAUUCAUUCCAGACGACCCCGUCAGGUACUCUGGUCUUUGAGGGGUCUCAACCUCUCAGACCACAACAAUCUCUUAAUGGCCAGAUCCAAUGGCUUUGGAUCUCUGCAGCUUUUGACAUGGUUAAUCACCCUCCUUGAUCCGCCCAGCUGUCAAAGUUUGUAUUAUACCUUUCUCUUCGGGUUCUCUUAUCUGUCUGACCAUUCCUUCUCAGUCUCCUUUGCUGGAUCUUUAUCCAAGUCAUGCCUGGUAAUUAUGAGUAUCCAACAGGGCUCUGUUACGCUCCCUCUUCUCUCUUCCCUUCCUUUAUCUCUCUAUAUUAUUUCACUUGUCGAUCGCAUCAGUUCUGAUGAACUCAGUUGUCACUUCUGUGUUAAGAAUUUUCACAUCUACUUAUCCACCCCUAACCUGUCUGCUGACCUCCAGUCUCACACCUCCAACUGUGGACAUUUUGACCUGGGUGUUCUGUAGACAUCUUAAACUCCAUCUGUCCCAAGGUGAAUUCAUUAUCUUUCCUCCCACAUCUUCUCUCCUUCCAAACUUGGCUAUUACUGUUGGGGUCACAGCAAUCCUUCCUAGGCUCACAACCUAGAUUCCUCACUACCACUUGCUUCUCUCUCCCCCAUACACACUAUUGCUAAGGCAUGUUGAUUGUACCUCUCUAACAUCUUUCACUUUGGCCCCCUUUCCUCCUCUGAUCCUGCCAACAGCCUAGUGGAAACCCUCACCUCCUCAUUCUGGACUACUGGGUGCUGUGCCUGGUAACACCUGCUAAUUGGGGGAUAGGCCUAGUGCUCUGCCCUAGGCCCUCUUCCCCCUCCAUUAGCUCCCUGAGGCCAGGGAUUUCUCUUUUGUCUUUCUUUGUAUUCCGAGAGCUUGGCACUUUGGGAGCAAUUCCUCAGUCUAGAGCAGGGCUUCUUAAACUUCUUCUACUCGGGACCCUUUCUGAGUUCUGGCAGCUUGUUGGCACCGUGUGGAUUGAGCGCAUGCCCGGCGCAAAGUGCUCUUGCUUGGUGUCCGGAACCAAGGCUGCAGUGAAGUUGCCCAAAGCAAGAAAGUAAUCACGGCCAGAAACACCUCAGAUUCAUCACUGUUUGAUUUUUAAUUAAUUUUUGGUCAUUCAGUGUUCAGAAACCUUUUACUGUUGCCAAAUUUUUCUCGACCCCAUCCGGGGUCAUGACCCACAGUUUCAAAAGCAAUGACCUAGACACCCCAAGACGUUCCUGCAGAAUAAUUCUUCCCACCUUGGUCAGUUUGACCGGGAGUCAAUAAAUGCAAACAGCAUCGGCUGAUGGGCAGGUGGCAGGUGGCUAGCAGCCCCGAGGAACCAAGGGAGACACACCCACAUCUGGAGUUUUCCACAACUCUGGGGCAACGUUAACAUUUACUAGCAAAGGAGGCUGUCGGGUGAAGCUGCUCAAUCACCAAGAAGCAUUUAUCAAACAGCUCCAAGGAGAGGCAAGAGACAUUCCCUGUCUUCUGGAGCUCACGAUCUAAUGGGGGAGACGGACAAACGAACGGGAAAUAAUAAGCAGUGGGAGGUGAAGGCUGAAGGACAGGCUGCCAGGAGGUUUCGGGGAGAACGUCUUGGCCCCGGGGGUCUCAGGAGUUGCAAUGACCAGAUUUGUCGUGGGAAGGACGUUUUCUCCGCAGUUAAUCUCCCGGAACAUCUGGGGGGGUCUCCAAGGUGGAAUCUGCUGCAUCGAAGGCAGGCUGAGUCCGUCCGCACGGCCCCGAGCUGUCCUUCACUGCCCCGUUACCCUUCCUGGGGAGACGUCCUCCACGCUACAAUACCAGCCUCCAAACGGCGCUUAAUAAAGGCUAGUUAGCUGAGGACUAAGGGGCAGGGGUCACAGGGUCCGAGGGGGGAGGGCUGGUCAGCUCCCACCGCACAGUCAGAACUUUACUGAUACUAAUACGUCCAGAACAAGUCUGGGGGGCAGGUGCUGUAAUUACAUAGACCCCAUGUGACAGAUGAGGAAACUGAGGCAGGCACCAGGCUAAGGAAGUGCUGCAUUCGAACUCAGGACCUGCUGCCUCUAAACUAGGACCUCGAAUAAAUGGGCGCGCUGGCUGCCGGGAGUAAGGUCCGUAAGGCGGGAAAGGCUCGGGCCAUGCAUGGAGUGAGAAGAAACUGCGACGUGCAGGACUCUCGGGAGCUGCAGGAUUCAGCUUUGCUCCAGUCUGGGGGCGGCGCGGCUCGCUCUUCAGGAUGCGGAGAAGCCUGGACACAGCACGCAUGCGCAUCAACUUCUCCCGCCCUCCGAACUACGUUUCCCAGAAGGCGCGGCGGGUAAGGCGCAGCCUUGGCACGACGUAACUUCCGCUUUCCAGCCACUUUCUGUCCCGACAGUCAUUUCAGUCCAGCAGGGGGUCCCUGAGCGGGGAUCUGCGCGCUGGAGGAGAGGACCCUGCCUGGCCGGAGGGGGAGAAGAGUGGAGAGGAAGCCAUGGCCCCCCAGGAAUCAGUGACCUUCAAGGAUGUGGCCGUGGACUUCACCCGGGAGGAGUGGGGCUACCUGGACACCUCCCAGAAGGAGCUGUACCGGGAGGUGAUGCUGGAGAACUACAGGAACCUGGUCAGCCUGGGUUCUGUGUUUGUAAAACUGGAAACUGACCGUUUUGUGAUCUUGGACCUCAUCUCUGUACUCUCAGACCAGAGUUCCUCCCUAAAUUCCCAGUGCAGGUCUUUGAAGACAGGAAAGUUCCAGAUCAUCUUAGCAAGAGGCUUUGUGGUUGCCGAGCCAGAUGUGAUCUCUCAGUUGGAGCAAGGGGAGGCACCUUGGAUACCUGAGGGCCGAUUUCCAAGAAGCGGGCAUCCAGAUUCAGACACUAGACCUCAAAUCAAACAGUCACCUCCAGAGUCUGGCCUUACUGUGGAAGAAUCAUCCAGAAAAAGACUCUUAAGGGACACUCCUUGGAUCUUGAUGUUGGGGGGAGGCUGGGAUUGUUAUCCAAGGUUAAAGGAGGAGGAGGAGAGCAAGGAGGAUCAACAUUUAAGACAAAUAAAAAUCACUAAAAGGAAGUCCCGCAAUGAAGUGAGUGUCCAUGAAUAUAAAAAUGACAAAAGCUCUAUUCUACAGCCACAGAAGCGAUUUUUUGUAGGAAAGAAUCUUCUUCAUAAAUAUAAUAGACAAAGAAAAAGCUUCAAAAAAUAUUCAAAUGUAAAACAAUAUAGAAGUUGUUUAAAGAAAAUAUUUUCUGAUGACGAUAAAUGCCGGAAAUCCUUUAGCUGUAAUUUUGACUGUACUGAAAAACAUAAAGUACAUCCUGGAGAGAAAUUUUCUAAUUGUAAUGAAUGUGGGAAGACUUUCCUCCAGGACACUGAACUUACUCUGCACCAGAGAAUUCACAGAGGAGAAAAGAUUUAUGAAUGCACUGAAUGCAGAAAGGCCUUCCAGAAGAAUUCAUACCUUAGGAAACAUCAGAAAAUUCAUAGUGGAGAGAAACCUUAUAAAUGCAAUGAAUGUGGGAAGGCCUUUCACUGGAGGUCACAGCUUACUGAACAUCAAAGAAUUCAUACUGGUGAGAAACCUUUUGUAUGUAAUGAAUGUGGGAAGGCCUUCCUAAGGGGCUAUGAAAUUAUUCGACACCAGAGAAUACAUAUUGGAGAGAAAUCUCAUGAAUGCCAUGAAUGUGGGAAGGUCUUUCGCAGGACUUCCUGUUUUCAAAAACAUCAGAGACUUCACACUGGAGAGAAAGUAUAUAAAUGCAAUGAAUGUGGGAAGGCCUUCCACUGUAAUUCACACCUUUCUGAGCAUCAGAGAACUCAUUCUAGAGAGAAAGCUCAUAUAUGCAGUGAAUGUGGGAAAGCUUUCCUCCGGGCCACCGAACUUACUCGACACCAGAGAAAACAUGUGGGAAGAAAACCUUAUGAAUGCAAUGAUUGUGGAAAGGCUUUCCAGCAAAAUUCAUACCUUCGAAGACAUCAGAGAAUUCACACAGGAGAGAAACCUUAUGAAUGUAGUGAAUGUGGGAAGGCCUUCCUCCGGUCCACUGGACUUACUCGACACCAGAGAACACAUACUGGAGGAAAACCUUAUGAAUGCAAUGAAUGUGGUAAAGCCUUCCGCCAAAAUUCAUACCUUAUAGUUCAUCAAAGAAUUCACACUGGAGAGAAACCUUAUGAAUGUACUGAAUGUGGGAAGGCCUUUGUCCGGAGCACUAAUCUUAGUCAGCACCAGAGAACACAUACUGGAGAAAAACCUUAUAAGUGCAAUGAAUGUGGUAAGGCCUUCCGCUGUAAAUCACACCUUAUUGACCAUCAGAGAAUCCAUACUAGAGAGAAACCUUAUGUGUGCAAUGAAUGUGGCAGGGCUUUUGUCUGCAGUUCUAAUCUUAGCCAUCACCAGAGAAUUCAUACUGGAGAGAAACCAUAUGAAUGUAAUGAAUGUGGGAAGGCCUUCUGUAAGAGAGCAGAUCUUACUCAGCACCAGAGAACACACACUGGAGAGAAACCUUAUGAAUGCAAUGAAUGUGGAAAGACCUUCAGCCAGAACUCAUACCUUAGAAGACAUCAGAGAAUUCAUACUGGAGAGAAACUUUAUGAAUGUAAUGAAUGUGGAAAGACUUUUCUCUGGUCUCCUGAACUUAUUCAACACCAGAGAAUACAUGCUGGAGAGAAACUUUAUGAAUACAGUUAAGAUAGGAAGACCUUCAUUUAAAAGACAGUGCUUAUUACAUAUCAUAGAAUUCAUACUUGAUAGGAACUUUAUGUAUGUAAUGAAUAUGGGAAGAGCUUUGUCCAGAGCAUUAAUCUUAGCACCAGAGAAUUCAUACUUGAGAAAAACAUAUGUUGAAAGCCUUCUGUCAGAGGGCAGCUUUUACAAAUUACUAUGGAAUUCAUACAAGAGAGACCUUGUGAGUACUGUUAAUGUAGGAAUGCCUUCGGUCAGAAAACAGAUCUAACUAUGUACAUCAUAAGGUUCAUACUGCAGAAAAACCUUAUAAAUGCAAUGAAUGUGGGAAGGCCUUUUGCUAUAACUCAUCUUAUUCAACAUCAAAAUAUUCAUACAGGACAGAAAACUGUAUAAAUGCAAUGAAUGUGGAAAGAUUGUUUUCUUGAGAAAACCUGUCAAUUGGGACCAGCAAAUUCAUGCAGGGGAGAAAAGUGGUUAAUGAAAGGAUGUUAAAAAGUAUUUUCCAGGAGGACAGAGCUUUUUCAACAGUAGAAGAUUCAGAAGGUGGAGCCAAGUUGUUGGAGUAACAGGAAGAAGUACAGAUUAGCGCAUCCACUCAGCUUCCACAAUGACCUAAAAAAAUGCACUGGACCAUAUUCUCAUUUUAUAAAAAUGCAAGAAACAGUUAUUAAUGAGUCAUUUUUUCCAGCUCAGGGAGGCUUAGGGAAACAGUAUUGGCCAAAUUAAAGCUAAGGUCUCCAUGAAACAUCAGGAAAUAGUAAAAUAUGAAAAGACUGGAAAAAUAGGGAAAAAAUGUGAGGUAUCUUAUAGCAAAAAUAAAUGGCCUGGAAAUCACCCACAAUUAUUGGGCUACCUACAUACAAUGACUAAAAAAGCCUAGAUAUCAUAUUUCAGGAAAUCCUAAAACUACACAGAGCUCUUACAUUCAGAGGGCAAAAUGGAAAUAAAAUCCAUUGGUCCCCUACUAAAAGAAGAUCCAAAAUGAAAACUGCUAGGAAUAUCGUAGCCAAAAUCCAGAGCUCCUAGGUUAAAAAAAAAAAUUGCGAGCAUCCACAAAGAAAUGACUCAAGUACCAUGGAAACACAGGAUCAUACUUUACUAGCCACCAAGAAGAUCAUGAAAUAUGGAAUAUGGAAUAUGAUAUUCCAGAAAGCAAACAAUCUAGGCUUACACCCAAGAACUACUUAUCCUGUAUCUGAGUAGAAAACCUGACCUGCAAAUGCAGAAGUCAAGAUAAGCAUUAAAAAAAAAACAAAACAGACAUGGACUGUGUAAUCAUAAUGGACUAAAGUUAGACUAUUUACAUUCUUCUAUGGAAAGAUGAUACGUGUAACCCCAAAGAGGGAGUCUAAUUUGACUGAGGGUCUAUGAGUGCUUCUGUUAGGUUUUGAUGAUCUUAGAAUGGAAAGGGUAUGCAAGAGGAACACAGUGGGAGAGGGGAAAGGAAGAGGAAGAAUGCACUACUCAGACUUCUCUGACUUCACCAUGGUCCAGGAAGCUCCUUACUGGGAAAUCAUCCUGCAAAAUUCCAUCAGCCUUGGUACUCCACCUCAUCAUUUCCCUCUGCCCUUCUGUUUGGAGAGUGGGCCCGUGAACUUCAAAAUCUCCAUCUAAGGAGGGAGCUCACCUCAGACAUCUCAUUUCUUACCCAUUUGCACCACUUUGGGAUAUCACCAUGGCACCAAGCUGAGUACCUUUUCCCCUAUCCCCCCUCCUUUUUAGCUUUUUGUUUUUUUCUUUCCCCAUUAGAUUGUAAGCUCCUUCAGGGCAAGGUGGAUUGGAUUAUUUUGUACUUGCAUUUCAGCACCUAGCACAGUGCCUGGCACAUAGCACUUAAUAAAUGUUUACUGACUAGAGGAAGGAAGAGAAAGAAUGGGGAAAUUUAUUUCACAUAAAUGAGGUGUGAAAGUAGACAUCUAUACAAC